Scleropages formosus (Asian bonytongue) is the source of this 7404-nucleotide messenger RNA. RefSeq names its product KIAA1217 ortholog. Lineage: Eukaryota; Metazoa; Chordata; Actinopteri; Osteoglossiformes; Osteoglossidae. The transcript has 21 exons. Gene Ontology annotation, cellular component: cytoplasm. The coding region runs from base 273 to 6266 and encodes 1997 amino acids. The record is from RefSeq and is a predicted model, not a curated record.
UAGGGGGAGGACCGGAGGAGAGCAUAGAGGUAUGGCAGAGGGAGUCGUGCGCUGACUUCGAAAAGGAACCUGUCUGCGUGUGUCCCACACCUGCGGGGGGCAACAGGGUCACUGCAGCGAGCACCUUCCAGCAGGCACUUAGCCGCUUAGCCUCGAACCCACAUCCUCCUGUCGCUCUCCCCAGCUGGGACGUGCCGAGAACGAGACGCGGGGCGCAGUCCUAACGCGCCUCUUUGGAAGGGCGCGUUAGGGCUGGUCGCAGGAGGCCGGCGAUGUCCAAACCGUCGCGCCUGGCCGGGCCCCCCGCUGCAGGGGCCCCCUCUAAACUGCCCUCACCCAGGAAGGAGAGCUCGGGGGGACGGGUGCGAGCUGUGAGCAUCGGGGAGAAGCUGAUGCGGGCCGGCAGCGAUGGGAACCUGCUCAAGCACAAAUCCUCGGGCCGUCCCCCGCAGGAGAACCCCGAAUCCCGGAGGAAGACCUCCCCGUCCAAAGAGCAACCCAAGGGCAACCUGAGGGCGACCUCCCCGGAGGAUGCUGAGCCUCUCGUGCGGAAACCCGCCGCAGCCAACGGGAGCAGCCGCUUGGACCCCAAGUCCCCCCGGAACGCACCCAGGAGACACACGGUGGGAGGGCCUCGCACUUCCCAGGAGAUCCUGGCCAUGCAGCCGUCCGACAUGGACCGGAAGCGCGAAGCCUUCCUGGAGCACCUGAAGCAGAAGUACCCCCACCACGCCUCCGCCAUCAUGGGCCACCAGGAGCGGCUCCGUGAGCAGAGCAGGAGCCCGAAGCACUGCGCGAGCCCCCAGGCCGCCGCGGCAGAUCCCGCCGAGCACCUCUGCGUGGCCUCGCUCGACGCCCUGGAGCUCAUGUCGGAGGGAGACGGCCCCAGCGCCUUCACGCGUGGCAGCCGCUCGCGCGCCAGCCUGCCCGUGGUGCGCUCCGCCAACCAGACCAAGGACCGCUCCCUAGGUGUCCUCUAUCUGCAAUAUGGGGACGAGACGAAGGCGAUGAGGAUGCCCAACGAGAUCACGGGCAGCGACACGAUCAGGGCGCUCUUCGUCAGCGCCUUCCCGCAGCACCUCAACAUGAAGAUGCUGGAGUCGCCCAGCGUGGCCAUCUACAUGAAGGACGAUGUGCGCAACGUCUACUACGAGCUCAGCGACGUCAGGAACAUCACGGACCACUCCUGCCUGAAGGUGUACCACAAAGAUCCCGCGCAGGCCUUCAAUCACGGCUCUCGGCCCGCCAACGGAGACGCUAGAGUCCACAGAGAGGCGCUGUACGGCGGGCGUGAGGGGCAGCACUCCCUGCGACAGCCGCCCUUGGGCUCCCCGGCGCAUGGUAUGGCUUCCCCGCUGUCACCUCCGCCACCCCUCUCCAUGCCGCCCUCACCUUCUAGGAUCCCCUUCGGGCCACGGGGGGCCACCCUGCCGGGAGGUGCCACCCUGCCCAGGGACAGGCUGGCUAGCGUGCCGGCCGGCCGUGCCGCGUCUCCUUGCCCCAGUGCCAUCCUGGAGCGGAGGGACGUCAAACCGGACGAAGACAUGGGCCCGGCGGGUGUGGGUGUGGCCCUGGCCCGUGGCGACGCCCUGUACAGCGACUCCUACCUGCUGCAUGAGGGCCGGUUGAGCAUUGCCUCCUCCCAUAGUGGGCACCCUCCAGAUGUGGUCGAUCACUUGGGGAUGUCCGCCUACCAUCGCGGCCCCCUGCGCUCCCCUGCUGGUCCCUAUGCUGGCCCCGAGUCCCCUGAACACCACGCCCUCUACAGGCAGAAGUCCCGGAAGUAUAGCGAGAAGACUCCUCCCCCCUCCCCGCAUCGCAUGGUGGAGGUCCACGCCAGCCAGGGCACCCACCUGCCCCCACAGGGCGCUCCGCUGGAGAGGGCCUCCCCAGUGCGGCAGUCCUUCCGCAAGGAGGGCAUGGAGACACUGGUCAAGGCGCGGGGCGGCAUGGCUUCGCCCGUCACCCCUGACCUUCCACCAGGGUCCCCGAACGACCCCCAGACAAGGGAGAGAAUGAAGGCCAUGGAGGCACAGAUUGCCAGCCUGACUGGACUGGUCAAGCACGCACUUUUAAAGGGACCAGGUGCUGCUGAGGCCAAGGAGAACAGCAGCGACAGGCAGGCGAAGGCCGCAUCUCCGGUCCACAGCGCAAGCAGUGGAGGGGCCUCUCCCAUCCUGAGCGCUCGGAGCUCAGCCGCCCUGCUGGAGAGCACCUCGACGCCCCCUCCGUCCUCAGGCCCCGCCCCCCUGCAGGCCAGCCUGGCCCACUUUAGGAGGAGUGUGGCCGACCUCCGGCAGCAGCUCCAACAGAUGCGACAGCUGCAGAUUCAGAACCAGGAGACCCUGAAGCUGAUGCUGAAGCAGGCGGAGCAGGAGAUCGGCCACAAGGUCGCAGACACGCUGAAGCGCCUUGAGGACCCGGUGCAAAAGCAGAGGGCCCUCGUGGAGGAAGAGCGUCAGAAGUACCUGGGCAUGGAGGAGAGAGUGCUGGAACAGCUGGGGGAGCUGGAGCUGCUUGUGGAAGAGCUGAAGAAGGAGCGUGUGGUCACCCUCAAGGAUGUGGAGGACAGGGCAGUGAGCCUGCAGAAGGUGGGCGAUGGUCUGGCGGAGCUCAAAGGUGAGUUCCCUGCCCUGCAGACCAAGAUGCGGGCGGUGCUGCGGGUCGAAGUGGAGGCGGUCCGCUUCCUGAAGGAGGAGCCACACAAGCUGGACAGCAUCCUGAAGAGGGUCAAGACCCUGACUGAGGCGCUUGGGUGCCUGAGGAGAUCUGCCACAGAGGGGCUCCUGAAGGGACUAGAGCCCGUGGAGGCGGACAACCCUGUCGCGGCAGAGACGGUCCCUCCCCGGGCCGACUCGCCCCCCAUCGCGCUCCCCGAACCCCAUAGCUCCAUCGUUCGCACAGAGGUGAUGCCCGCCUCUCCGCUGGUGGUCCAACGGGCACAGAGCUCUCCUGUGCACCUGCAGCAGUCCCAGCAGUCAGCUGAGCCCACCGCGGCAUCGCUAGAAAGGCCCCUGUCGAGCCCGGAGCCGCCAGCCCCCAGCACGCAGGCCCUCUUCAUCGAGGAGAUCCACACCAGCAGGGAGAAGAGCCAGCAGAGGGCCUUGUCCAUCGAGGCUGCUGAGCGAGAGUGGGAGGAGAAGAGGCAGAACAUGACCCACUACGAUGGGAAGGAGUUUGAGAAGGUCCUCCAAGAGGCCCAAGCCAACAUGAUGAAGGGCUUUCCCAGCUUCGAGGCGACAGCUGAAGGCGAGGGUUCUCCAGCGCCCUCCGCAGCUCAGCACGAAGAGGCCGAUGCCCAGAGACCGGAGACGCCUCCCUCAGACCCUUCAAGACCAAUGAUGCCCGGAUGUGUGUCGUCCCCAGAAGAGGCACCGCAACCUGAAUCGGAAGCCAACAGACCUGCUCCGCCCCCUAGCGAGAAGCCACAGAAACCCCCCACGGAGCCCAAGCCUCCGGCGGAGAAGCUCCCCAGGCCCGGUGCCGCCAAAGCUGCGAGGCUUGAAGCGGAGAAAGCGGGCAAGUCCCCGCCCCCACCCCCUCCGAGAAGGAGCUACCCGCCAGGCUCUGGCCUCACCACCGGGAGGUCGGGAGAGGUCAUCUUUACCUCACGGAAGGAGUCUGUCACGAUGCAGGAGGGAGAGGAGGUCUCACCAGCCCAGAAGUCCAAACCCAAGGCCAGGUCCCCCACAGAGAGCGGCCCUAAGCUGCCGACCCCUGCAGCCCCACCCUCUGUCGUGGCCUCCGCCGUCCCGGAGGAGGAAGAUGAGGGCAACAAGAUCAUGGCUGAGUUGCAGGUCUUCCAGAAGUGUGCGCUAAAGGACGUAGGGCUGAAACGGUUUGUCGAACCCCAGGUCAGAGAGCUCCGAGCCGGGGCAUUAAUCUCACCCAGAGAGCGCAAGCAGAAAGCUGAGCUGCGGCACGAAGAGAAAGUGGCACACAAGGACGAGAAUGGAAAUGACGCAAUGCGCCAGAGUCCUGGGGUCAUUUAUUACGUCACGGCCCAGAUAUCCAAAGAGCCUUCGUGUACCGCGGAAGAUCGGCCGGACAGCAGAGUCACCACCGUUGCUCCCUCACAGGUUGCACAUGCGAAUAUUUAUGACAUUUCCCAAAGACAGCAGGAAUUAGCCGCAGACGAGCCUCCCCUUGUUCCUGAGCGCCCGGCAGCGGACGGGCCGCCAAAUCUCACCACAGUAAUGUCUGCAGAUCCCCUGAAGGUGGGCCUCUGUGGGGGGAAUGACCCAGAGAAAGCCACAGAGUCAUCAAGCUCUGCUCAGGAGGGAGGGGUGCUUGAGAGCGGACCAGUCCACAGCAGGUUCUCAAACGAGGGAGUCUCUUCCUCCUUCAGAUUGAAGGUUCCUUCAGGUCUGUUCCCCACUGCGGAAGCAGUGCUGCCAAAAGCAGGUCUAGAGGUUGAACCCGUAAGCGUCACAGAGGCAGGGUUCAGCAAUCCCCACCAACUAGAACAAGGAACUCUGGCGACGGUCACUAACAACAAGCCACCCCCACCAUGGCCGUCGCAGUAUGUAGAGGCAGAGGGCGCCUCCCUGAGUCCAGACCUUCCUGGAGAGGAAGGCCCACCUCCCCCCGAUAACAUCGCCUUCAUGAUAACCGAGAGCAGGGUGCAGGCCCUGUCGCGUGGGGAGUACCAGCAGAUCGUCAGCACCAAAGCGGGCAACGUGCAGACGGUCAAGGUGGGUGAGAACCGCGAGAUGACCACGCAGGAGGAGAACGGCUUCGAUAAGAAGCCUGUGAUCAUCAUCUUUGAUGAGCCCAUGGAUAUCCGUUCUGCCUACAAGCGGCUGUCUACCAUAUUUGAGUGCGAGGAGGAGCUGGAGAGGAUGCUGGCAGAGGAGCGGAUCGAGGAGGAGAGCGAGGAGGCGGAGGCACUUGAUUCGGAGGGGAGUGGUGCCCAGGUAAAACCGAGUCCUGAUGUUGUGGAGGGUGCCGUGAGCACAGCGAAUGGCCAGAGCUGUCACAGCUCACCCGAGCUCACCGCAGGCAGCCUUCCCAAGGGUCCACCAUUGGCGGUUCAGGAGACCCCGAACGAACCCGCGGGUGACAGCAAGCAGGACGGCAAGAGAAAAUUCCGAUUCAAAUUCCCCAAAAAGCAGCUAGCGGCACUCAGUCAGGCUAUUCGCACCGGGACAAAGACGGGGAAGAAAACCUUACAGGUUGUCGUCUACGAUGAGGAGGAAGAACCAGACGGGACCUUGAAAGAGCAGAAGGAAGCGAGGAGGUUCGAAAUAGGCCGGGCGAAGUAUCCGUCUGACUCGGGCAGCACCGGGUCGCCGGAUUCCCAGUGCAGGACGGACGAGAUCCGUAAGAGUACGUACAGGACCCUGGACAGCCUGGAGCAAACCAUCAAGCAGCUGGAGACCACCAUCAGCGAGAUGGGCCCCAGGUCGCCCGAUGGUCCCGCUCCCCAGUGGUCCGAAAAGUGUCAGAUCCAGGCAACGGAUGUCAGACCCAGAGACGCCUGGGAAGAGACGGCAAACUGUCCCUCAAAGCAGGCCGCUUCCCCUGCCUCCUUGCCCCGUAAGACCUCCCAUCGUAAGAAGUCCAAACCACAGCUUCUGCCCCGGCCUGCCAGCGCCACCAGCGAACAGAGUGCCAACCCUGCCUCCUCUCCUAGUCGGAUGCCGGUGCCCGCGUCUGCCAAGGCCAGGCAGCUGCCCGGGGGCACGGACAAAGCGGGCAAGCAACAAAAGCUCCAGGACCCCCAGAGGCAGUUCCGACAGGCAAACGGAACGGCUAAGAAAGCUGGUGGGGAUAUUAAAGCUACAUCCCCAACUUUACCUGCUUCUAAGAUCCCAGCCUUUUGUCCUAACUCUGGGAAAAGCAGUCCUUUGUCUGCUCCUAACUCAGACACUACUAACGCUAUUAACUCCUCCUCUCACUCCUCCUCCUCCUCCAAGUCCUCAAUCCCACCCUCUCCAGCAACCCGCCUUGCCCCUGGCCCCACCCCCUCCAACAUCCCCUCCCUCUCUAACGGCUCUCUCAAGCUCCCCAGUCCCACCUACACCGGUAAAAGCCACGCUGUCUCCUUCUCACCACAGACCCACAAUGGCAGGCCUUCCCCUUCUUCGUCCUCUUCCGCCUGUUCCUUCCACACUUCCCCUCUUUCCCCCGUGUCCCCCACCCCCCUGAUUCAAGGUGCGAGGAGCGUGCGAACCAUACACACACCCAGCUUCACCAGCUACAAGCCGCUGAACGGAAAGCCCGCGGUCCCAUCCGCCACAUCCUCCGCCAAGGACGCAUCCUAACGGGCCCCUCCUCUGUUUUGUGGGCGGACCUUCCCAUGGUCGCCAUGGCAAAACGCAGAACAGAUGCUUGCCUUCAUCUGUCUUUUCCCCUCCCUCAUUUAUUUGGUUUUCAGUUUUGAUUUGGUAGCAUCCACAUACCCAUGCUUUCCAUUUCUGUAUACAGCAUGUGGUCCAUUGCUGGUGCACCGGUUGUAAAUUGGAUAGAGGCGUCGACAGUAAUGUGCUGUUUCACCGCACAGCAGGUAAUUCUGGGCUCAUUUACUUCUGCAGAACAUGAAUCAAAGUGGAUGUUUUCAGUAAUGGAUUUUCUUCGUUUUCCCCUCUGUACUGUGUUCAUACUCCAUGGCAUUGACUUUUUUUUUUUUUUUAUUACUAAAAUAUGAGAAGGGAUGAACAUAGAGAAUUAAGGUGUAAUCCAAGAAAAACUUAUUUUUUGAAAAGAAAACUGGAUGACUAUAGUAUAUUUUGAUCAAAAUGUUUUUUUUAUGUUGUCUGAAAUUUAACCCAUAGGUAAAUACCUUUUAGAUUAAGAACAAUAUAUUAACAUUUUUAAAAGAAACUGCGCGGACUUAUUUUUGUGUUUCGUUUCCAUUAGCAACCCGUGCACUGCCGAGUCGUUAAAAUAUAGCAGACUGAUGUCUGGGUCAUGAGGUCAAACUGUCUUCGGUAGUUAUUGUGCCUAUUUUCCAAGCUGUCUGUGUUUAAUUGCAAGUAAAAGUUACCGAUUGAAGAGACUGUGGGAACCUCACCUGUAGAGUCUCAUCUUAAUAUACCUUCUGCAGCUUUGCCCAGGUCUCUGUUGCCGAAGUCAGUAGUUAUCGAUGUUUAAUACUAUAGUAAAGGAUAGCAGCGACUUACCACCGUGUGUACAUAAGCGCGUAUUUCUCGAGGAGCUUAGUAUAGUUUUGUUAACAUACCAAAGUUUAUUUCUAAGCAUGCCUUUCAGAUAUUUUAGAAGAGAUAUUUGACGCUGAUGUAAAAGAAGAAUUAUGUUUGCACAGAUAGAUUUUUGUAAAUAUUUAGUUUUCUCAUUUUGUAAAGCUUUAAACCAUACUGCAUAAAAAGGUGGUUGCAAGGAACAAAAUUGUGAUGGUAUUGAAAGAGAAUAAAGUUCUGCAAAGUUGCUUGUGCAUUUAUU